AUGGCACCUUUUGAAGCGUUAUAUGGCAGGAGAUGUAGAACACCUAUGUGUUGGUAUGAAUCAGGUGAGAGCACAGUUCUUGGCCCAGAAAUUGUGCAACAGACUACCGAGAAAAUCAAGAUGAUUAGGGAGAAAAUGAAAACGUCUCAGAGUAGACAGAAGAGCUAUCAUGAUAAAAGGAGAAAGGAUUUAGAAUUUGACGAGGGUGACCAUGUGUUUUUGAGGGUCAACCCAGUUACUGGUGUUGGUCGUGCUUUAAAAUCGAAGAAGUUGAAUCCUAAGUUCAUUGGACCAUAUCAGAUUUUGCAAAGAGUGGGAGCUGUUGCAUAUAGGGUGGCCUUGCCACCAGAGCUUUCGAACUUGCAUGACGUGUUUCAUGUGUCUCAACUUCGGAAAUAUGUUUCUGACCCGUCCCAUGUAAUUCAGAGGGAUGAGGUGCAGGUUCGAGAUAAUCUUACGGUGGAGACAAUGCCAGUAAGGAUUGAAGACCGUAAGAUGAAGCAGUUGAGAGGCAAGGAUAUUCCCUUAGUGAGAGUAGCUUGGGGAGGAGCUGCUGGAGGGAGUGUGACUUGGGAACUGGAGAGCAAGAUGCGAGAGUCGUAUCCAGAGAUGUUUCUAUCAGAGAUUGUUGUUGUUUGUGAACAGCCUUGGGACAGAGAUGGUAAUUCUAGUGAGAAUUACGGUGAGCAAAUGACUCACGUGUGA
This is a messenger RNA of Vicia villosa (hairy vetch), 705 nucleotides long. RefSeq lists its product as uncharacterized. The transcript has 2 exons. Lineage: Eukaryota; Viridiplantae; Streptophyta; Magnoliopsida; Fabales; Fabaceae. The record is from RefSeq and is a predicted model, not a curated record. The coding region runs from base 1 to 705 and encodes 234 amino acids.